AUGGACUCCGAGCCUGCAAUUCAAUGCUUGCAAAUGCCGUCAAAUCAAAGCUGGACUACUCCUUUGGUGAGUGGAAUAGUUCCCUUAAGUCGACAACAAUUUCAAGCCGUUAAUGAUAAUGGCAAGAUAUACAUGUAUGUUUAUCUCUGGCUAUAUAUAGGAGGUAUAAAUGUUAAUAUGUCUGAGAUUCCGAUUUAUAAUACUACUGAAGGAAUCUGGUCUUCAUUGGUUGCUGUUGGUGACACUAUAGGACCUAGGGCUUGUCACUCAGCAGUAUUGACUCCAGAUGGAUAUGUAAUCGUAUACGGUGGAAUUGAAAAUAAUAAGGCUCCAGAACCAUUGUUAGCUACGUUAGAUACAAAUACAAAUCCUUAUAAAUAG
Molecule: messenger RNA, 381 nt
Organism: Dentiscutata erythropus
Lineage: Eukaryota; Fungi; Glomeromycota; Glomeromycetes; Diversisporales; Gigasporaceae
Source: the annotation of a GenBank genome assembly